Messenger RNA from Eimeria acervulina, 3348 nucleotides. RefSeq lists its product as hypothetical. Gene Ontology annotation, cellular component: cytoplasm. The transcript has 16 exons. Gene Ontology annotation, molecular function: metal ion binding; glycerophospholipase activity. The record is from RefSeq and is a predicted model, not a curated record. NCBI's taxonomy places the organism in Eukaryota, Apicomplexa, Conoidasida, Eucoccidiorida, Eimeriidae. The coding region runs from base 1 to 3348 and encodes 1115 amino acids.
AUGUGGGACUCGUUGCUGCGGAGCCUCUCCACCGGCAGCACUUCCGACGCAGCAGACACUGCAGCAGCAGCAGCAGCAGCAGCAGCAGGAACAGCUUCUGAGCCUGGGGCGGUUGCUGCCGAGUUCACGGAGACUGCAGCAGCAGAGGCAGCAGCAGCAGCAGCAGCAGCAGCACAAUGCGAGCAGCGAAUCCGGCUGCAGUCGCUGCUGCGGCUUCGCGAGUCCCUUCGAAGCAGCCGCUGCCUCUCUUCGGUCUCUCCAGACCUGCAGCAGCAGCAGUCUGAGCUCUUCCAGGCAGCAACACUGGAGGACGCAGCAGCAGAGGCAGCAGCGGAAGCAGCAGCAGAAGCAGCAGCGGAAGCAGCAGCAGAAGCAGCAGCAGCAGCAGCUGUAGAAGCAGCUGCAGAAGCAGCAGCAGAAGCAGCAGAAGAAGUCACAGACCCAGAUGUGGAGACACCUGGAAGGGGGGAAACAACGCCGCAGUUGCUUUCACCUGACGCAACCACACCUCCUCCAGCAGCAGCAGCAGCAGCAGCAGCAGCAGAUGAGGACAGCAACGGUUCGAGGGGCAGCAGAAGCAGCAGCAACCUGUCUGCUGAGCCAGAGGAGAUAAUUGCGCAUGCAACGCGCAGCUCAAUAAGGUCUCCUUCGAUGCUUCGCAGGCGCUUCUUAGCCUUGGGGAGAACCUCCUCCUCCCCACAGCAGCAGCAGCAGCAGCAGCAGGAGCAGGAACAGCAGGAGCAGCAGAGUGAGGUGGAGGUUCAGCUGACGGAUGACGCCCUGCUGCAGCGCCGGCCUUCAGCCUCUUCAGCAGCGGGAACAGCAGCAACAGCAGCAACGACGCAAGCAGCAGCAGUCGAAGCAAAACCACCUGCUGCAGCAGACAGCUCCGCGGCGGGAGGCUCUUCGGAAGGGCCGGACAAAGCAGCAGCAGCAGCAGCAGCAGCAGCAGCACCAGCAGCAGCAGCGGGACGGCAGCAGGACGUUGAUGGCUCCUCCACGUUGCCGCUGCAAAGAGCCGACAGCGCAGAUGCUGCAGCAGCGAAGCUAUCUGCUGCUCGCGAGCUGCUGGGUGCAGCAGCAGCGGGAGAGACAGCAGCAGGAGGAGCAGACGCAGCAGCAGCAGCAGCAGGGAGAGCAGCAGCAGGAGGAGGAGCAGCAGGGAUGGAAGGAGAAAGCCUCCCUUUGCUGCAGAAAGGAGACCCUGUAGAUCAUGUGCUGCUGGUAAUACAUGGCAUUGGCUGUGGGGCGCAGCACGAAGUGCAGCAGCAGGAGCAGCUGCGGCAUUCUAUCAGAUGCGUGAACGGGCUGUGGUAUUGGCGAAGGCCUGUCAGUGUCUACGUCCAGGCAAUCAACUGGAAAAGAUGCAUCGUUGAGGCACAAGACCAUUUGUUUCAAAGCAUCGGCAUCUCUAGCCUCUAUGAAGUUCGGCGUUUGCUGUCUCUAACUGCUGCUGAUCUUCUUUUCUUUAUGACUCCUCGCUUUGGCGAUUUUAUUAUGCAGCAGGUUGCGCAGCAGCUCAAUGCCGCCUUCCGCAGACUUAAGCAGCACCCUUCGGGGCGCUUCGCCAAGAGUCAGUUUAGUUUGCUCGGUUAUUCACUCGGCAGUGUCAUGGCCUACGAACUCCUCAGCGGAAAAUCAUUCAGACCUACGCUGCGACCGCCCACAGUAGCAGCGCCUAAGUUGGAGUUUUGUGCGGAGUGUCUCUUCUUACUUGGGGGCUGUCUCCCUGCCUUUCUCCUUCUUAAUUCACCAGAGAUCCUUAAGACUGGGUUGCAGCUGCCACCGAACCUCAAGGUGUAUAAUCUCUUCCACCCCUGCGACCCUGUUGCCUUUCGUCUAGAAAAGUUAAUAUACCCUCACCUCAAAGAGCUGCCGCCUCCGGUGCUGUUGGCUUACUGGCGAUCAAACGGCCUCCAGGGUUGGUAUAAAUGGGACCUCAACGUACAGCAAGCUAAAGACAUGAUGACUACCAACAUCAAUAGCCUCACUGCCUCUGUGCUGUCCUGGUGGAGAAGAGAAAGCCCCGCAAAAGCAGGGGGUAGCGUAUUAGCAGCAAAUGCACAUGCCGCAGCAGCAGCAGCAGCAGCAGAAGCAGCAGCAGCAAGUCGUCAGCAGGAUACAGACGAAGAGUACGACCAGCAGCAGCAGGAGCAGCAGCAAGAACAACAAGAAAAGCAGCAAAAAGAACAACGCAACAUGGGUGAUAAGGCUGCACCUGAAGGCCAGCAGCAAGAAAGGCUGCAAGACACAAACGAAGAUGGGCUGUCCCGCGAUCUGAAGAGCUUCAAAUCACCUGCAGCAGCUGCAGCUGCUGCAAUAGUUGCUGCUGCUGCUGCUGCUGCUGCUGGAAGCGAAAGUGCUUCUUACCAGCAGCAGCAGCAGCAGCUUCUGCUGCAGCUUCUGCUACAGUGGCUGCUGUCUGAGGGCUCGCGUAGCCGUCUCCGCCGCGUGCAGUCUGGUGCCUAUUCUCAGUCUUUCUCCCGCAGCAGCAGCAGCAACAGCAGCAGCAGCAGCAGCAGCUGUGUCAGUGACAGCAACAGUGUCUCCUUUGCGGAAGAGACUGAAGACGAUGCCUUCACUCACGUGACGAGUUGGUUCCGGCUGCAGUCGAAGCAGAAGUCAGAUGCUGCAGCAGCAACUGCAGCAGCAGCAGCAGCAGCAGGAGACAAAGGGAGUCUGGAGAGACAAAGCUCAAGCAGCAGCAGACAGCUGAGGCGGCUCACCCCACAAGACAGGAUCGCCCGCAGGCCUAGAGUUCAUUCUUACCAGGAGACAUUCAGUACAGCAGCAGCAGCACCAGCUGCAGCAGCAACAGCAACAGGAAGUGCAGAGACACUCGGACGCUCAGGUGUAAGCAGGAAGCCCGGGAAGCAUAAAGGGAAGUACAGCAUCAGCAGAGAAUAUUUUCGUGCUGAAGAGACAUCCAGCGGUCUGCCUAUCGCCUGUGGGGAGACACAACGCGCUGUCUCUCAGCUUGAGGCAAUAAACGCAGUCAAGGAGGAGCAGCAGAUGCCCCGCCGCUAUGAUUUUCAGCUGCAGGAGGAUACAGCAGAACAUUAUUUAUCUUCUUUGGCUUUGCUCAACAGCCAUUUUAAUUACUUCAAGCUGAAAGACGUCGCUUUCUUCAUCCUCAAGUGCCUCUCAGGCAAAAACCCGCUCAUGUCUUAUACAGACCAUUUGCAGCUGCUUGAGGCUGCUGCUAGGAAGGCAGCUGAGCACGCUGCAAAAGAAGGCAGACCUGAGGAGCAGCAGCGGCAGCUUCAGGAGGCUGCAGCGCUAGCGGAGCGUCUUAAAGCCUUUGAAGCUUCACUUGAGCAGCCACGCAAGCAUAAGAAAUCAUCUUAG